Protopolystoma xenopodis is the source of this 672-nucleotide messenger RNA. The record is from the annotation of a GenBank genome assembly. Lineage: Eukaryota; Metazoa; Platyhelminthes; Monogenea; Polystomatidea; Polystomatidae.
AUGGAUCUGAUUCUUUGUCUUACAACCCUCAAACGAACCACAGCUCCAACUGCCCGUCCUGCUUCCCCUAUUUCCCAUGAGGCGUCUGUCGGUGAGACGGGGGCUAACUCUCGCUGCAAACCUCCCGGACCUGCAUCUCCUAUGUCUUCUACUUCCUCCCUUUCUGCUUCCCAAAGCACUAGUGCUACUUCAGGCAUUGCAGCCAACAUGUCGGCCUCCCCCUCUUCUUUUGUCCCCUCGACGAAUCCUAUUGGUAGCCUGCUUCCCACGGCUGGUUUGACGGCUGGAGUAGCAGGUAUUGGGAGCGGAAGUGGGGCUCUUGGCAAUCCGAAACGUGCCUACGAAGCCUGGUUGAUGGAGCUUCGCGUUCGAACUUACUUGGCCAAUCUUCGCGUUGUCCGCGAGCCCCCAAUACUCACUGAGAUGUCGCUUCGUGUUGAGCCGAACAAAGUGGCUGGCCGUGAGCGCCGGGCGGCGGAAAGAGCGGCCAAAGAGAGGAUAAAAGAACGUGAGCGGGAACGAGAAAAGGAGAAGGAACGAGCUAGAGAGGAGAAAAAGAAGGAAAAAGAGAAGGAAACUGAAAGUAUGUUCUCUUUAAUUCCCAUCCUUUACAUCUCUCAAUCAACUCAUUAUCCGAGCUCUCCUCUGGUGCUUCUUUUAUUACUUUUAUAA